AUGCUCGUGUCAUUUUUUGAUAAAGUUGUCCAAGUAAGUUACAAAAAUGUUGAUCACCUGGUAAGUGUAUGGGCUGAGUGGGCAGAGUUGGAAUUGAGGCAUAAAAAUUUCAAAGGGGCAUUGGAGCUGAUGAAACGUGCCACAGCUAAGCCUUCUGUUGAGGUAAAACGAAGAGUUGUCACUGAGAAAGUGGAGACUCAUGUUGCCGUAGUUGAGGAAAGCACCGAGGCCCCUCCAGCAUCCGAAGAAAAAGAGGAUCCAUUUGUCAACAUUGCUCCCAAGAAACCAAACUGGGAUCUUCGAAGGAAUGUACAGAAGAAGCUUGAUAAGCUUGAAAGGCGCACACCGAAGCAAUAUUCAAACUUAGGGCGACAGUGGGCAGUCAAUGAACCUGUCUUGGAAAUCCUGUGA
Messenger RNA from Hibiscus syriacus, 411 nucleotides. RefSeq names its product coiled-coil domain-containing protein 12-like. The coding region runs from base 1 to 411 and encodes 136 amino acids. NCBI's taxonomy places the organism in Eukaryota, Viridiplantae, Streptophyta, Magnoliopsida, Malvales, Malvaceae. The record is from RefSeq and is a predicted model, not a curated record. Gene Ontology annotation, cellular component: U2-type spliceosomal complex; post-mRNA release spliceosomal complex. The transcript is spliced from 2 exons.